This is a messenger RNA of Solea solea (common sole), 1523 nucleotides long. RefSeq names its product G protein-coupled receptor 84 (gene gpr84). The record is from RefSeq and is a predicted model, not a curated record. Gene Ontology annotation, cellular component: membrane. The transcript has a single exon. The coding region runs from base 1 to 1194 and encodes 397 amino acids. Gene Ontology annotation, molecular function: urotensin II receptor activity. NCBI's taxonomy places the organism in Eukaryota, Metazoa, Chordata, Actinopteri, Pleuronectiformes, Soleidae. Gene Ontology annotation, biological process: neuropeptide signaling pathway.
AUGCUGCUGAACCACACCAACCAAACAGAGGAGGAUCUCUUCUCCUGCUACAGUCCUUCAGUCGUAGGCUACAGGUACUUUGCUGUGCUGUGGGGAUGUGCCGUGACGGUCACUGGUACUGUGGGGAACAUGAUGACUAUCCUGGCCUUCACCUUAGACCCACGACUGAGGACACGCUUUAAUGUGCUGAUCGUCAACCUGGCUGUAGCUGACCUCCUGUACUGCCUCAUACUGCAACCCAUCUCUGUUGACUCCUAUCUUCACCUCAGGUGGCGCAGUGGUCAGCUCUGGUGCAGCCUCUUCGGCUUGCUCCUGUUCCUCUCCAACUCUGUGUCCAUUAUCACCCUUUGCCUGGUGGCAGGGAGCAGAUAUCUCCUGGUAGCAAAACGGACGGUGUUUGAUCGUGUUUUCUCUGAUCGUGGUCUCAUUUUACUCCUGUUCUCAACAUGGGCACUGGGGCUGGCCAGUUUUGGUCCACUCUGGCCUGUUUUUGUGUUUGUGCCGCAGGUGUGCACAUGCAGCUUCCAUCGCACUAGGGGACAACCCUACACCACAAUCCUGCUCUUUUUCUGCUUUUUUGUUGGCCUGGGCUGUGUUGGUGCAUUUUACGUGCGCAUUUACAAACAUGUCCAGGUUGCCUCACAGGCUCUGCAUCGCCACAGGAGGAAACCAGCUUUUUCAGGACAAGGGAAGGAUGACAGUGGUGUAGAGAGUGGCACGGUGAACACAUGUAGCUGUGAGAUGAGCAGCCAGGCAGAUACAGCACAAAAUCAGAAUGAGGUCACCUCCAAGAGAACCUCCCAGUUUACCCAGAGCCCUGCCACUGCUCUGAGUUCACCAGCAGCUGACAGGUAUCAGCCUGAUACCAUCUUUGCACCAACUUCAUCAACAACUGCAGCAUCUUCUGGCAAGUCAGCGACCUCCGGAGAUGAUGGUGAAUAUAGGCGUGUAACCUGCAUGUGCUUUACUGUGUUUCUGUGCUUCGUGGGCUGCUUCAUUCCCUUCCUGUUGCUCAACAUAGUUGACAAACACAACCGUGCCCCACAGGUACUGCACAUGUUCUGUGCAAACCUCACCUGGGUCAACAGCUGUAUCAACCCCGUGCUCUAUGCUGUCAUGAACCGACAGUUUCGACAGGCCUAUCAUUUGCUGCUCACGCGGGCCGCUGCGCCCUUCACAGCUCUGAGAGCCUGACUUCAUGAGACACAAGCACAGAGCUGAUAUAGGGCCACGCGGUUGAUGUAAUGGUUAGCACUGUUGCCAUUGCAGCAAAAACACCCCAGUUCUGGGUCACGAAAGCGGAACAAGGGCCUUUCUGCAUUGCGUUUACGGUAAAAUAAAUAAAUAAAAUAACAAACACAGAUUCACCUUAAAUGGGCAUUGUACUUGUCAAUAGAAAGUGACAGGAGUAAGGCAGAGGGACCUGACGCAUGAUAAUAAAGUAAACAAAGUUAAAGCGCAAGUUAAAAAUUAAUUAUUUACUUUACAUUCAACAACUGCUGCAUUAAAGGUCCAGCGUGUCA